This is a messenger RNA of Anthostomella pinea, 1104 nucleotides long. NCBI's taxonomy places the organism in Eukaryota, Fungi, Ascomycota, Sordariomycetes, Xylariales, Xylariaceae. The record is from the annotation of a GenBank genome assembly.
AUGAACAAAGUCGGUGGCCCCCGAAGCACCGAAGAGAUCCAAGCCAGCACCCGCGUGGACCUCAACCGCGCGUUGAACAAGCUUAUAGAACCCAUGCAAAAGCUGUGUUUCCAAGCUGCGGAAAAACAGAUGCCAGCUUGUCCAGACUGGACGUCCGUCGCCAUUUACCCCAAGAUACUGGAGCUGUUUUCGCACAUGUCGGCGCGCGUCAUGGUCGGCCCCGAGCUCUGCGAGGCUUGGCCAGCCAUUGCAAUGAAGUACAUCAAAAGUGUUCUUGCCGCCCAAGGCACCAUUCGGAAGAAGUACUGCCCCGUUCUAUACUGGACGGCCUACUACCUGAGUCCGGAGGUGGCUCAGGUUAACAAGGCGCGUCGCCAAGCCGCCCAGCUCGUGCGCCCUGUUCUCGAGGCUCGCCAGGCCGCCUACGCGUCCCGCGGCGCCGAGGUCGAAAAGCACGACGACUUCAUCCAAUGGAUCAUGGACAGCUAUCGCGCAAGUGGCAAGACAGCUACUCCAGACGAUAUUGUACAGAACAUUUUCAUCGUCAUGUUUGCAUCCAUGCACGGUACAUCCUUCAUCGCGUUGCAGUCGCGUUUCAGCCUGGUUGGCACGCCCGACGCCCUGAUUGAGAUUCGCAAAGAAAUCAAACGCGUGUCGAGGAAUGAUCUCAAGGAUUCUCCCGUCCACAGUUCAGCGCUUCGCUAUGACCCAUACACAUUCAAAGACGGCCUGCACGUUCCCGCGGGCAUCGUACUAUCGUUUCCCAACUUGCGAUACAACACAGACCCCACGACCGGCUUGGUGCCCGAGGCUGGCAUAUUUGAAGGCAAGCGCUGGCUGCGGCGCCGUGCAGAGUUCAACACGAGCAAGUUUCAAUUCGCAUCCACCGCCGAGGAUGCCUUCGACUGGGGCGGGGGGCCGCAUGCGUGUCCGGGGCGCUUCAUGGCCGACGUCACCAUCAAGCUGAUCCUCAUUUGCCUGGUCACCAAGUACGACAUGAAGCUCCCCGAGAAAGAAGGGGAACGGCCCUCGGAGUCGAGACGCUUUAUGGAUCUGACGCCAGAUACGUCCACGCCGAUGAUGGUCAGAGAUGUGCAGGGCUGA